Messenger RNA from Syngnathus typhle (broad-nosed pipefish), 2349 nucleotides. It is a transcript of the gene stam2, whose product is annotated as signal transducing adaptor molecule (SH3 domain and ITAM motif) 2. The transcript has 14 exons. Gene Ontology annotation, biological process: signal transduction. Gene Ontology annotation, cellular component: endocytic vesicle. The record is from RefSeq and is a predicted model, not a curated record. NCBI's taxonomy places the organism in Eukaryota, Metazoa, Chordata, Actinopteri, Syngnathiformes, Syngnathidae. Gene Ontology annotation, molecular function: phosphatidylinositol binding; ubiquitin binding. The coding region runs from base 147 to 1667 and encodes 506 amino acids.
AUCGCCAGAGACGACUAAGUUUCCGGAAGUACUACGAGCGUGACUUCACAGGACAAGGAAGCGUUAUUUAUUUUGCUCUUAUUUUUCGUCUAACUUGGCUGACAACCCCGCUUAACCGCUUGGAUCCCUUCUGGUAACUCUUUAUUAUGCCCUUUUUUGCCUCCAACCCAUUUGACCAAGAUGUGGAGAAGGCGACCAAUGAAGCCAACACGACAGAAGAAUGGACUGUUAUUAUGGACAUCUGCGAUAGAAUUGGAACGACACCUAAUGGACCUAAAGAUGCGCUGAGGUCCAUCACAAAGAGAUUGAACCACAAAGUACCUCAUGUGGCCAUGCAGGCCCUCAAUUUGCUGGCCGCAUGCGUGUCCAACUGUGGCAAAAUCUUCCACUUGGAGGUCUGCUCACGGGAGUUUAUGGGUGAUGUCCGCAGCAUGCUGACCAAACAGGCGCACCCGAAAAUGUGCGACAAGCUGAAGGAGCUGAUGUUGGAGUGGGCUGACAACUUCCAGGGGGAUCCUCAGCUCAGCCUGAUCGGCGCCACCGUCAAGACCCUGAAAGAGGACGGUGUCAUCUUCUCGGAAGGGUCCGGCGGGAAGGACGGCAGCUCUCCUGCCGGGAGCAAAGCCCCGGAUGACGACGAUGACGAUGACCUGACCAAAGCUAUCGAGCUGUCCCUGCAGGACCAGAAACACGAUGCCGGCGAUCCACCCGGUUACGGCAGCAGUGACCUGGCAAGGGAAGUGCGCAAGGUCCGAGCGCUGUACGACUUUGAAGCAGCCGAGGACAACGAGCUCACCUUCAAAGCCGGAGAGAUUAUCCUGGUCUUGGACGACAGUGAUCCAAACUGGUGGAAAGGCGAGAACCACCUUGGCGUGGGUCUGUUCCCAUCCAAUUUUGUCACCAGCAGCCUGAACACCAGCCUGAACAGUGAAUCAGAAACAGUGUCUUCAGGUGAGAAAGUGGUCCAUUCGGAGGAGUUGAUUGCCCAAGCCGAAAGUGAACCUGCGUCCAUCUUCAUUGAUGAGGCGAAGAUGGACAGAUCAUUGGCGCUGCUGCGGAACCUUGACCCGGCAGAUCAGACUUCAGACCCGCUUGAGCUGAUCCAGCUGGAAGACGCUUGCGAGCAGAUGAACCCCAUUAUCGACGAGAAGCUGGAUGAACUGGACCGGAAACACUCUGAGCUGUCGGAGCUCAACGUGAAGGUUUUGGAAGCUCUGGAGCUCUACACCAAACUUAUGAACGAAUCGCCCCUGUACCAGUCCUACUCCAAGAUGGCCCAGUACGGAUCGGCCGCCCCCGCAACCUCCAUGCAGGGUUAUGCCAGCCAAGCCACGGCCGCCGCCACAGCGGCGCCUUACAUGCCCCAAGGGAUGCCCCCACCUCAGGCCUACAAUUUGCCCAACGACCAGCAGGCGGCGCUGCAUUCACUGCCCAACAACUGCCAAGCUGCAGGGCCAACCUACAUGAGCAGCGGCAUCGGCUCCCACCACCAAUACGUCAACCAGGCAGCCGGCGGUGCCGUUUACUCGCAAAUGCCCGUCGACAUGUCGGCCUACCAGAGCGGCGCCGGGCCGCCCGUGUCCUACCCUCCUCCUGCUGCUGCUGCCGCCCCGCAGCACCACCAACACCAGGUGCAAGGGGCAUACUACCAACAGCCCCUCCUCUGAACAAUAACUUAGACCCAUGUGUGUAUGUCUGUGUGAGUGUGUUUGUUCUUGGUCUACCUGAUGACUACUUCCUGGCUAAAAUGGUCCCAGUGGUGAGGAUGGACACGCCCACCUUUUUGACUUUUAAUACCAAACUCGUUUUUUAUUUUAAAUUGUCAACGAGCGGAUGAAGUAUGUAGCCCCUUUCAUGCUGGCUGACAAAUCCAUGAAAAAGGUGUGGCUAUCCCAAAGGAUUUGUUAAUAGUUGACUUGCGAAUGUAACUUGGUAUCUGAAGCCCCUUUCAUGCUGCCAAUCAUGCUUGUUGUGUUGCUCUUUUGUGUGAAAUGAAGCAACAAGAGCAAAUGAUUGAAUGAACAUCAUCUGAGCCUAAACAUCUGACUCUAAAGCAAUCAUCAACCCCAUCAAAAUCAGCACUCAUCCAUUUUCUACCCCCUCAGCUGGUCCCUGUGCUGUACGGCCACACUCUUCUUUUUGUGUAUUUUCUCUCCUUAGCUGUGUACAUGUUACCACUGGAGGCCUUGUCCACCUGCGUACCAACACAAGCGUGGCUCAGGUGUGCUGCUACUGCUUGUGAAUUAUGAUUAAUAAUAUAUAUGUGUGUAUAUAUAUUCCAAAAAAGUGCUCUUCUACCAUUUUAUAACUUCAAAAAUGUUAUUCCAGAUAAUAAAAAAAAUAAACACA